CGCAUCAACAUACGCUCGUGAACGCACCACCCGGACGUGCGUUAGCCACGUCCUGCGGAAGUAAACAAUCCCCAGCUGACGUGGAGCGCCACACUACGCCACUUGUCGGACGAACUGGAACCGAAUCUGCUGUUUUAGGGAAAGAUUGUCGCUUCUGUCGCUGACUUGUUGUGUUAUAUACCAAAUGGACUUUGGUGACGUCAUCUAAACGGCCACAGCAUCGAGCGGUUCUUGUAAAACAGCUUCUCCGUUGAAUAAAAUGGCCGCAGCCGACGAGUCCAGCAGGCCGUUCGCCGGGCUGUCAGACGUCUCCAUCUCCGGGGACAUCCCGGUGGAGGGGGACAUCUCUGUGCCCGUGGGCCCGUCCAGAAGAGACGAUGAGUUCUCCACGCUGGACGAGCCAGUCAAGGAGACCAUCCUGCGCGACCUGCGGGCCGUGGGGAACAAGUUCAUCCACGUCCUGUACCCGAAGCGGAGCUCGGCUCUGCUGCGGGACUGGGACCUGUGGGGCCCGCUGCUGCUGUGCGUGACGCUGGCUCUGCUGCUGCAGGGCGGCGCGGCGAAAGGCGACGACCAGAGCGGCCCGCAGUUCGCUGAGGUCUUCGUCAUCAUCUGGUUCGGCUCCAUCAUCAUCACCCUUAACUCCAAACUGCUGGGUGGGACCAUCUCCUUCUUCCAGAGCCUGUGUGUGCUGGGUUACUGCAUCAUGCCGCUGACGGUUGCCAUGGCAACGUGCCGGAUCGUCUUGCUGGUCCCGAACUCGCUGGUCAGCUUCGUCGUGCGGCUGGUGGUGGUGACCGCAUCCUUCGGCUGGUCCACCUUCGCCUCCACGGCCUUCCUGGCCGACAGCCAGCCGCCCAACCGCAAGGCGCUGGUGGUGUACCCGGUGUUCCUCUUCUACUUUGUGAUUGCGUGGAUGAUCCUGACGUUCACCCCGACGCAGUAGAGCAGAAACCAAAGGGUUUCACUGACAACACGAGGGACAGACUCCACCACAUGGAAUCAAACACCAGAAUCUGCCUUUGAGUGACUGCUGACUGAGUGUUCCCACGUUUCUAAAGCAGCCGUCAGUCUCGUUAGGAGCCCUGGACGUCUCCACCUGAGACUGUGCUGCAAAUGGAUUGUUAAAAAUAGCUGAAGGAUAGCUUCAUAUUUUUCCAGUUUGUCUCAGACAUGUUUCCCAGUUGUGUAUAAUAAAAUCUAUAGGACUGUGUAGAGAAACGUUGUUUGUCUGAACUACGAGGGCUCUGAUGGUUUUUCUUCUCUGAUACUCUGGGUGAAAUCUACGGAAACAGUAACGGUUACUCACACAUCCAGUCCACCUUUGCACAUUACACUUUUCAUGCAGCCUUAGAAUAUGUGGAGGGACUGAUUGUUGCCUGUUAGUUUCAGCUCUUAAAGUUCAGUUUCUAAGUUUUCUAGGGUGCAGCACAGACUUCAGUUUAACAUGAGUCAUCUGCAUCAAACAUUGCCUGGUUUCACACAGGUCACAGGUUUCCUCAACGUUCAACUCUUAUGCAUUCAUGUUAUUUGAGUUCUGCUCAGUGAGUCAUGGUCAUUACACUGAAAUGAAGAGGUCGUUUAUUAGUCUGCUUUAUGUUUGAGCUGAAAGCAGGAACUGUUUCCAGCAGAUGAAUGUUCACGUUAAGACGCUGUGGUUGAAAUUCAUUCUGGAGAAAGUAAGAGAUUAAGUUCAGUAAACUCAGGAAACUACUGACGAUCCCAAGUAAAGAAAACUCCCACUGAACUUCACCACCGAUGGAUAAAGAUUCUGACUGUGGUUCACAAUUGAGAGCAAUCAACUGACGUUUCCAUUUUACACUAACCUGCCUGAUGACCUUUGACCCUGUCUUUAAUUUUCUCAUGCCGUUUGUGUUCAUUCUAAUUUAUAUGUAUUCAUUUAGAUGAAUAAAUAAUUUCAUUUUGA
This is a messenger RNA of Betta splendens (Siamese fighting fish), 1927 nucleotides long. It is a transcript of the gene yipf6, whose product is annotated as Yip1 domain family, member 6. Bases 260 to 946 code for a protein of 228 amino acids. Gene Ontology annotation, cellular component: membrane; trans-Golgi network. Gene Ontology annotation, biological process: endoplasmic reticulum to Golgi vesicle-mediated transport. The transcript is spliced from 2 exons. Lineage: Eukaryota; Metazoa; Chordata; Actinopteri; Anabantiformes; Osphronemidae. The record is from RefSeq and is a predicted model, not a curated record.